Ziziphus jujuba (common jujube) is the source of this 2046-nucleotide messenger RNA. RefSeq names its product chaperonin CPN60-2, mitochondrial. Gene Ontology annotation, molecular function: ATP-dependent protein folding chaperone; ATP binding. The record is from RefSeq and is a predicted model, not a curated record. Gene Ontology annotation, cellular component: mitochondrion; cytosol. NCBI's taxonomy places the organism in Eukaryota, Viridiplantae, Streptophyta, Magnoliopsida, Rosales, Rhamnaceae. Bases 153 to 1889 code for a protein of 578 amino acids. The transcript is spliced from 18 exons. Gene Ontology annotation, biological process: protein refolding.
CUAAACCCUAGAAGCUGCAGCAGCUUCUAGACUCUUCCCUUGCAUUACAAAAACCCUUCUCUCUCCGAACCAUCACUGUCUUUUCACUCAUUUGGAACUCUCUCGUUCUUUGUUUUUCUUUCGAAGUUCUUGUUAUUCCUCUGCAUUUCACCAUGUACCGCUUCGCUUCCAGCCUCGCUUCCAAGGCUAGGAUCGCUAGGAAUAGCACCUAUCAGAAUGGUAGUAGGUUGAGUUGGAGCAGAAACUAUGCGGCCAAAGACAUUAAAUUUGGAGUGGAGGCUCGUGCUUUGAUGCUUAGGGGUGUUGAGGAGCUUGCUGAUGCAGUUAAAGUCACCAUGGGUCCUAAGGGGCGUAAUGUGGUACUUGAACAAAGCUUUGGUGCCCCCAAAGUGACAAAAGAUGGUGUAACAGUUGCAAAGAGUGUUGAGUUCAAGGAUAGAGUAAAGAAUGUUGGUGCUAGUCUGGUGAAACAGGUUGCAAAUGCCACUAAUGAUGUUGCCGGUGAUGGGACAACUUGUGCUACAGUCCUUACCCGGGCAAUUUUUACUGAAGGAUGCAAGUCGGUUGCUGCAGGAAUGAAUGCAAUGGACCUAAGACGUGGUAUUACCAUGGCCGUUGAUGCUGUAGUAACAAACUUGAAGAGCAGAGCACGUAUGAUCAGCACGUCUGAAGAGAUAGCACAGGUUGGAACAAUAUCUGCAAAUGGAGAGAGGGAAAUUGGUGAACUGAUUGCAAAGGCAAUGGAGAAAGUUGGCAAAGAGGGAGUAAUCACAAUCUCAGAUGGGAAAACUUUGUUCAAUGAAUUGGAAGUUGUUGAGGGGAUGAAGCUAGACAGGGGCUACAUAUCUCCUUAUUUCAUUACCAAUCAGAAAAACCAGAAAUGCGAAUUGGAAGAUCCUCUGAUUCUAAUCCACGAGAAGAAAAUCUCAAGCAUAAAUGCUGUAGUUAAAGUGUUAGAGUUGGCGUUGAAGAGACAAAGGCCCUUGCUUAUCGUUGCUGAGGAUGUGGAAAGUGAUGCUCUAGCAACUCUAAUUCUAAAUAAGCUUCGUGCCGGAAUCAAGGUUUGUGCAAUAAAGGCCCCUGGUUUUGGUGAAAACCGUAAAGCUAAUUUGCAGGAUCUUGCUGUUCUUACAGGAGGAGAUCUUAUCACUGAAGAGCUUGGUCUGAAUUUGGAAAAAGUGGAUCUGGAUAUGCUUGGCACUUGCAAAAAGGUCACUAUUUCAAAGGAUGACACUGUAGUUCUUGAUGGUGCUGGCGAUAAGAAGGCUAUUGAUGAAAGAUGUGAACAGAUUAGGUCAGCAAUUGAGUUGAGCACUUCCGAUUAUGACAAGGAAAAGUUACAAGAGAGAUUGGCAAAGCUUUCUGGUGGUGUUGCUGUGCUGAAGAUUGGGGGAGCUAGUGAAGCCGAAGUGAGUGAGAAGAAGGAUAGAGUUACAGAUGCCUUGAAUGCCACAAAGGCAGCUGUUGAAGAAGGCAUUGUACCUGGUGGUGGUGUUGCACUUCUAUAUGCUUCAAAGGAGCUGGAAAAGCUUCACACUGCUAACUUUGAUCAGAAGAUUGGUGUGCAGAUUAUUCAGAAUGCUCUGAAGACACCUGUCCACACCAUUGCUUCUAAUGCCGGAGUUGAGGGAGCUGUUGUUGUUGGUAAGCUGUUGGAGCAAGAUGACCCUGAUCUUGGAUAUGACGCAGCCAAAGGUGAAUACGUCGAUAUGGUUAAAGCCGGAAUUAUUGAUCCAUUGAAGGUCAUCAGAACAGCUUUGGUUGAUGCCGCAAGUGUGUCAUCUUUGAUGACUACUACCGAAGCUAUUGUGGUGGAGCUUCCCAAGGAUGACAAGGAGGUUCCAGCAAUGGGUGGUGGCAUGGGCGGAAUGGGUGGCAUGGAUUAUUGAUGAGGGUCUUUCUCAUGAUACAAACAAAAUGACAUCCCUUUUGACUUGUUUUGUCACCUAAUCUAUUUGCGAAUCAAAGAUGAGGGUUUAAACCCUAUUUUCUUGGUAGGCUUGGUCCCAAAAAAAAAAAAAAAAAAAACGAAAAAGAAAAAAAGAA